This is a messenger RNA of Suillus subaureus, 684 nucleotides long. RefSeq lists its product as uncharacterized. NCBI's taxonomy places the organism in Eukaryota, Fungi, Basidiomycota, Agaricomycetes, Boletales, Suillaceae. The coding region runs from base 1 to 684 and encodes 227 amino acids. The transcript has a single exon. The record is from RefSeq and is a predicted model, not a curated record.
AUGACCAUUUAUGUCGGCUAUCCGAUCAAUAGCUUGACAUCCUCAGCGAUUUCUCGAGCCUUACAGGCAAUACCGCGGCGAAUUCCUUGCCUCAUUCUCGACAACCUGCAAUUUUACGAUGCCCUGGCGGUAAGCCACAACAUCGCAAUCCAGGCAGAGAAAGUGGUUAUGCGCACAUGCAUUCGAGGUGCUUUGGCUGCGUUCAAUGGCGAUUGUCAAUCCCUCGUUCUCCAGGAAUGCGAUGCUAUCCAUGAACUUCGUUGCAUAUCGCUACCCCCCUCAAAUUCAUUAGAGUUGGAUGGGUGCGCUGCCAAAUUUGGCAUGCGGUGGAUACCUAAGACACGCCCAUGGAAUGGUGAUACUGUGAUCGUCACGAACAGCCACUCCUCAUGCAUCAAGAUCAUCUUGUAUUUCCUCGGUGCACCUUUCGCUCGCCGUAGCUGUUCGCUGUGGCCCCGUGUCACCACGCUCAAAUUCAUAGCGAAGGGCGAUUUCGUCAUGGAGUUCCCUUUGAUAAUACUGAAGGCGAUGGUCAGCAGCCGGAGGGAGGCUGCGGGGCAGGAGAAUUUAGGGAAGGACAGCGUGCGUCCGCUUAUGGUGCUUCAUGUGCAUGGAGCACAACCCCUUCCAUGUGAGGAGAAGAUGUGGUUUAAGAAACAGGUGAGGGACUUUGUGUGGGACUAG